AUGCCUCCAUCUCCAUCGCCUUACAACCGAGUAUCAAUGUGUCGAAGUGCGCAAGAUGACGCCAAUAUGGUGUUGGCAUCCAUGGCAACGCAGGCUGUUGGCGGCCAAAACUGCUGUGGCUACAAUGCUGGUGGUGGUGAGUCGAGAGCCACCGUCACUACGAGCCCUUCAGGGCGGUCUGAAGGAUGUUGUCAUCCUAGCGGGAGCACUGUGAAUAUCGAGACGAACAGUGACUGCUCUCAGGGUCAUUCACAUACCUGUGCCAGGCGUGUUGACGACGGGGACGGACGCAACGGUGCAGCAAUGGACGAGCAGCGCAAGCCUAACGCCAUUCCUUCGCACGUCAACGGUAGCUUACCGCAUAUGAGCUCACCACUGAACAAGUCGGUCAAGUCGCGUGAUCAGAAGGAACGUGAAAGUCUCCAUCAUGCCAUCCAGUUGUCAGAGCGAGGCCGUCAGGUGGUAAACUUCGACGGCCCGACCAGCUACUUCCCCGCCGGUUCCAAAAGCUCAAACGCCGACACAAAUGGCGGCAGUGUGCACAACAGACACACCAUUAGGAACGGCGAAAUAGACGUAGAAGACCACUAUGAGCCGCAGACACCGUUGGCCACCAGCCGUGCCCACAGCCCCUACACACAGCACCCCACAAUCGACUUCGAUGGGCUUAGUUGGCCCAGCAAAGGCACAAGAAACAGGAAGGAGGCGACUGAGGAAGAGAAGGCAGAGAACCUCAAGAAGCUGUCUGGUGCCGUGAGGACGAUGCUGGAGUGUCUGGGCGAGGAUCCUGACCGUGAGGGUCUGCUGGACACACCUGAACGCUAUGCAAAGGCUAUGCUGUUCUUCACCAAGGGCUACGAGGAGAACCUGCGCGAUAUUGUCAACGGCGCUGUCUUCCACGAGGACCACGACGAGCUGGUCAUUGUCAAGGACAUUGAGAUCUUCUCACUCUGCGAGCACCACCUGAUGCACAUCGGCUACAUUCCCAAUCGCCGCGUGAUCGGGCUAUCGAAACUUGCCCGCAUCGCCGAAAUGUUCGCCCGCCGCCUUCAAGUCCAAGAACGCCUUACCAAGCAGGUCGCCCUUGCGCUCUCCGAAAUGCUGCAACCCCAGGGUGUUGCUGUGGUCGUCGAGUCCAGCCACUUCUGCAUGGUCAUGCGUGGUGUGCAGAAGACUGGAGCUACCACAACCACAAGCUGUAUGCUGGGCGCUAUGAGGAGCACUGCGAAGACAAGGGAGGAGUUCCUAAACCUCAUCAACAGGAAGUAG
Molecule: messenger RNA, 1269 nt
Organism: Macroventuria anomochaeta
Lineage: Eukaryota; Fungi; Ascomycota; Dothideomycetes; Pleosporales; Didymellaceae
Product: GTP cyclohydrolase I
Exons: 3
Coding region: 1-1269 (422 amino acids)
Biological process (GO): tetrahydrobiopterin biosynthetic process; tetrahydrofolate biosynthetic process
Cellular component (GO): cytoplasm
Molecular function (GO): zinc ion binding; GTP binding; GTP cyclohydrolase I activity
Source: RefSeq, a predicted model, not a curated record